UCUUUGGCUCAAAUUGAUGAACGCUGUCUGUCGUCACUACGCCAUUUUCUCCUCUGGUGUCUUGUACGUAGUGGAAGGAGGAAGCGCCAUUGCGGCAUCGUCUUGUUUGGGUCUGAUACUCAAAUAUUGCCGAGUAUUAGCGUCUCAUAAGCUGGUCUGGUGCCACUCAAAAUGCCAGGCUUCAGUAGUGUAGGCACAUUCAAGAUAUUCGUCGGCAACUUGGCUGACAAAACUACUGUGGAUGAUAUUAAGCCACUUUUUGAAAAAUAUGGAAAAGUCGUAGAAUGUGACGUGGUGAAGAAUUAUGGAUUCGUGCAUAUGGAACAUGAAGAAGGUGGACGUGAUGCAAUUCAGAAUCUAAAUGGGUACCUGGUUCAUGGACAAGCGAUAAAAGUGGAAGCUGCAACAAGUCGCAAAGGACCUCAGACACCAACAACAAAGAUAUUUGUUGGAAACCUAACUGACAACACAAAAGCACCUCAGGUGCGAGCAUUGUUUGCAAAGUAUGGAACAGUUCUGGAAUGUGACAUUGUGAGAAAUUACGGUUUUGUGCAUAUUGAAUCAAAUGAUAAUGUGAACUUGGCCAUUAAAGAGUUGAAUGGGUACAUAGUCGAUGGGCAGCCAAUGAAGGUCCAGGUGUCCACGAGUAGGGUUCGUCAGCGACCGGGAAUGGGAGAUCCUGAGCAGUGUUACAGGUGUGGAAGAGGUGGUCACUGGUCUAAGGAGUGUCCUAAAGCUGGGUUAGGACCGGACAGGAAUGGUUUCAGAGGCCCUAUUUUUGGCAGAGAACCAUAUCCUCCUCCACCACCUCCACCAUUCCUGCGUGACAGAAUGAUGGGCAGAUUUGGAAUGAGGGACCCCUUAUAUGACGGUUUCUAUGACAGAAACAGAUUUGAAGAUUCACCACGUGACAUGUUCGAGCGUAGGUUCCCCCCUCUUCCUCCUCGUGACUUGGGACCAUCACUUCGUGGCCGAGAAUUUUUACCCCCACCACCACUUCCUCCCAGGCCAAGGGAUGCUCUCCCUCCACCACCUCCCAUUGGGCUGCGAGGACCUGUUGGAUCUGUUAGAGAUUCACCAGUUUAUGAUCGCCCAAGUUCAGAGUAUAGUAUUUUCAGUCGGCGAUCACCAUCAUCAUCUGCUGUUCCACCAAGUCGAUUUAGUCGUAUGUUUGAAGACUUCAGUCGUGAUAGCUUUGAGGAAAGAAGGGAGACCCACAGUCUGAGACUGGAAGCCACUUGAUGGGGAAAACCAAAGAUCUAUGUCCUGUAACAAAUAGUCACACAAACACGAAAAAUGAUUUGUUUAUUGUUUGCCACUGCCUUUAAACCUGCUGUUAUUUAUGAUGACAAAAGUUUGGCUAAAUGCUAGGUACACAAAUAAGCUAUCUAAGGCAGUGCCAAAUGUGGAAGUGUUGGGCAACUCACACUUGACUGAUGGGGAGGACUCUUGUGUAAGCAUGCUAUCCAUGCUAAAGGGCUUGAAGCAGCUUAGAGAAUAUACAAAUAUGUGCACUUCAAGUAGCUGAGAUGUUACAUACUGGUGUAUAGUGCAGAGGAUCUCAGGUUCAAACCCAGGUCAGUUCUCUGAGUUUUUUACAUUUCAUAAUACUGUCUCUAUUGUAUAGUCAAUAAAAAUAAUUAUAACACUAUGUUUUGAAGCUAAUAAGGUGGAAAUAUUGUUAUCAGAUGAAUUAAAAGAAGUGUCAGUUACAUGUAUUAGUGAACAUUGUUUAAUAGAAAAUAUGUUACCUUUGGAAUGAUAUAGAAAUUUAUUGAGAUAACUUAUACAGUCGGUAGAUGUGUCAUUUCGUAGCAAACAACCUCAAGUUUGAUUCGCGCAGUGCAUCAGUAGCCCUUCCACCACCAGGAGAGCCAGUACAGUGCACACCUACCAAUUCUGUAGGUUAUCUCAAUAAAUUUCUAUAUCAUUCCAAAGUCGCAAAGUCCUUUAGACUCACCCUGUUAGAGAAGACAUCAAACACUGUUGCUUGAAGUUCAUUGAUCAGCUAUAUAAAGAGCAUGGCAGCAGAAUUUCUGCUACAGAUGUAAUUUAAAUGUCAUUUUAUUUGUAUAUAGUAGCCUAAAUGGAAACAUAACUACUUUCUUUUUCUUUGAAAAUUUUGAGAAGGCACUUGGCGCUAUAAAAGCAGUUAGUACAAAAAAUAUUGUGUGUGGUGACUAUAACAUAGAUUUCAACGAGAACUAAAAGGACUGAUUUAACCGGGAGGAUUUAUUGAAAACUUAUAACAUGCACACAGCCAUUAAAUCCCCUGCCAGAGUCACCUGUCACCCAGUGGUACUAUAGAUCAGGUACUAAUAAAACAGAUAAAUAUUUAUUCAAAGCUGGAAACAUGAAUACAGGUUUCUGUGAUCAUUAUGCAAUAUUUAUUUAAUUCCCAAUAGAGACCAUAGGUAACAACCAACCACAAAAAAUGAGGAAAGGUAGAAAUUGUAGCAACAAAAACUUACACAUCUUGGGCAUUUGCUGAAAACAGGAACAUGGAAUGACAUGUACACUGUGAGGGCACAUGUAAAGUUUUGACAUGUUCAUGGCAAUAUUCUCACAUUAUUUCAGUAUUUCUUUUCCAGUUAAAAACUAAAAAUUCAAAACUAGUAAAAGAAAUAGUUUUUGGCUGACAACAGGCAUUAAAAUAUUUUGUGUUGAAAACAGAAGACUUGAAGAAAUUUCAAAAGCACAAAUUUUAUUGAAGAAUUUUUUUGUGUUUCAAGAAUUAUAAGAGAGUGCUUCACAAGGUCAAAAAAAGGUAAGAAAGUGGAAAAUGAUCACUACAUAAUAACACCCAAAAACAAAAUUAAAGCCAUGUGGAAGAUAGUCAGACACCAAGCAGGAAAUGAGCCGCCCUCCCCUCAAAAUGUAAACAUGCAUCUAGACCAAGACAGCAAACAAAUUACAAAUCCAGAGGAAGUAGCCACUGUUUUUAAUGCAUACUUUUCAAAUAUUAGUGAACAGUUUCUCUGUGGUAUAAAAUCUUCCACUAAAAAUUCUGUCAGAUCACCAGCAAAUCUAAAUAGAAACCCUGAAUCCCUAUUUCUUCCUCCAACCAACCCUGAAAAAUUAUGCUAGCAGUUAGUAAGUUAAGAACAAAAUUUUCAACAGGUAUGGAUGAGAUUCUGCAUUAUGUCAUUAACAAUGCAGGUGGCUUCAUUGCGGUACUAUUAGCUGAGCUUUUCAACAGUUGAUUAACAACUGGAAUCUUCCUUCCUGCUUAAGGAUAGUGAAAAACCAAGCCACUAUUCAAAAAGGGCAAGAAAGAAGAAAUAAGCAAUUAUAGACCUCUUGCUUUGUUAUCAGUAUUUACAAAACUACUAGAAAAAAAUUAUAAGAGAUUGUUAGAUUUUCUAGAAUAGUGCAACAUACUAUCCACAGCCCGCCAUGGCUUCCAGAAAGGCCAAUCAACAGAAAUCACAAUAUUUGAAUUUCUAAGUGAAGUGCACCAAAAACUUGAUAGUGGGGAAAAAGUAACUGGCAUAUGCCUUGAUCCGUCUAAGUGUCGUAUCACUAUCCAGUUUGUAGAUGACAAAUAUUUUAGUCAGUAAGAAGACAGCAGAAAUGUUACAGACAACACGAUCUGAGACAUUAACUGGUUUUGUAAGCUCAUUCAGCCAAAACAAACCAAUAAUAAAUAAAGUAAAAGAGAAGUGUUAAACUUUCAUAAUGUCUAUAAAAACAGUGGAGAGAGUAUAAAAUUUCAGAUAUCGGACACAGAUAUUUCAGGUGUGGCUAAUGCAGUAUUUCUGGGGAUCUGGUGCAAAAUUAACCUUAGAUUGGAUACUCACAUUGAUAGCAUGUUAGCAUGUGCUGUUUGAAGAGUGCUUGAAAACUGUUGCCAUAAGGACUGUCUGAUGACUGUUUAUUAUGCUACGCUCUGUUCUGAAGCAUGGGAUCACUUUCUGGGGUAAAUCACCAUCCUGCCAAAAAUUCUUCAGGUUGCAAAGAAGAAAAGUGAGAAUCAUUGCUGGAAUAAAAAUGAACAAACCCUGCAGACCCUCCUCUUCCAUGUAUUUACAUUUCUGAAAGUACAGUGUUUAUUAAGAAAUACGCAAUAACAAAUCCUAGUGUCCUCUUCAAAAAUGAAAAUCUGUAUCACCAUGACGCAAGACAGAAAACUGACUUUCACGUGCUCCAAAUAGAAAGCAGUUGUGCCAAAAAGGAACAUUACACCAUGGUAAAAUUAUUUACAAGAAGUUUCCAAAUUAAAUUAAAGUAAUAAAUGAUCUACAAAAAUUAAAGCAGUGUUAAAAAAAUAUCAAUUAAUGCAUUGUUUCUAUAGUCUGGAAGAGUUCCUCCAAAAUCUUUGAGAGCCUAAGAAAGUUAAUGUCAAGUGUGUAAGACACAUUCUUUAUCACAUACAAAAAUAUUGUGUAAAUAUGGCUAUCUACUUGUAGCCUGUAACCAUUAAUAUUAGUUUAGUCAUAUUUCCAGUUGUAAUUUUCUAGCUAUAGAGGUUUAAUUAUAAGUCAGAGCUGAAAAAAAAUGUAUUCAGUAAUGCACACAAAACUUCAUCUAAAAAUGAAGACAUAUAUGCACUGAUCUAUCCAGUAUCUGAUGUGUUGUUCUGUAAUAUAAACUGGACCAAAUAAAUACAAAUACAAAUCA
This is a messenger RNA of Schistocerca serialis cubense, 4620 nucleotides long. RefSeq names its product RNA-binding protein lark (gene lark). Gene Ontology annotation, molecular function: zinc ion binding; mRNA binding. Bases 172 to 1242 code for a protein of 356 amino acids. Gene Ontology annotation, cellular component: cytosol. The record is from RefSeq and is a predicted model, not a curated record. NCBI's taxonomy places the organism in Eukaryota, Metazoa, Arthropoda, Insecta, Orthoptera, Acrididae. The transcript has 11 exons.